This is a messenger RNA of Pocillopora verrucosa, 1818 nucleotides long. The record is from RefSeq and is a predicted model, not a curated record. NCBI's taxonomy places the organism in Eukaryota, Metazoa, Cnidaria, Anthozoa, Scleractinia, Pocilloporidae.
GAUAAGCCACGGACUUUGCUCGCCGACUGACGCCAGUACUUCAAACAUUUUAAAGUUAGCAACGCGCUCCGCUUGAAAAAGACGGACCAUGAGUGAAGAUCAUUUACGACAGAUUGAAAAUCGUGGUCGAACUGCCACGGCCUUUUUCGGUUUGGUUGAGACUUCACAAGCUGAACGAGAGAGACUAAACGAAAUCAUCAUUAGUCAGCACGGUGGUGAAAUCGACUCUCUAAAGGAAAAAAUCGAAGAGAAGAAUGAAGAGAUAUUGCGUCUUCACAAAGCCAUAAAAGUACUCGAGGACAAGAACAAGAAAUUGGACAUCGCUUUGAAAACCCGCAACGAAGAAGUUGCGAAACUCAAGACAAGGAUUACCAAGCUGGAAGCUGAGAAAAAAGGCUUGGAAGAUAAGUUGAGGAACGUCGAAGGAAAGCUCGAUCGCAUGGAAAAGGAAGUUGAAGAAUUGGAUAAGGCAAAGCAGGUUCAAGAGGAAGAAAAUGUUAAUCUAAAAGAGUGUUUGGCGAUUAUGUCUGGAGAAGUAGAAAGUGUAAAGCAAGAGCUGGUGUCGACCAGAAACGAAAACCAAAAUUUGAAGAAAGAGGUGAGAGACCUUGGUCAAAAGCUAGUCACUUUCUUGCCAACCGGUUUCAAAGAGGGAUUGCCGAUGCUGACUCCUCCGCCACCACCUGAGCUCCAAGCUUCUUUAUGUCUGGGGGAGUUGAGCCGCCAACUGCAAGCUAAGAUGUACAAGUACGUCUUCCCACAGUUGUACACCCCCAUCGUUGGUUACAAGGUGAAGACCAUUCGUCGCGACCUGAAGAGGCUUCCGACUGAAGAAGCAAACCAGAGGUGGAGUGAGUUGCAAAAGAAGCUGAAUUGGGACGAAACGUACGAGGAAGCAAUAAAACUCCUGCAGGAAAACAGGAAUGCUGAUGCACAUCCCAAGAUAACGGGAAAGUUACUUCGUGAAGCGGUGGAAGUCUUGGGUGAAAAAGGUAACCUAAAAGGUUGGCUCACACGGGAAUGCCUUGAUGUCUUAAUAAGUAUGUGGGAACAAAUUUAGCCACUAGAGGAGAUUCUUUCUAAGCCAUUUCAGUUUUUUCCUUAUUAGAGCAGUCUUCUAUUGUUGGAUAUGUACUAAAGAUUCUACCGAGCGUGGAGUGAAUCAGGAAUUGUUUGGUUCGAAUAUUCUCUACAUCAGUAAGAAUGUUAAGAGUCGUGAUGACUCACCAAUUUCUUCAGGAACUAUAAACUGAAACAAUCCCAGCUUGUUGGAUAUUUUGGGGAAACAAAUUCGUUCCAUGAAAUCUGUAUAACUUCAAUCGAACGUUUUAAGAACUUUGGCGUAUUUUCAGUCGACAAGAAUAAGUGUCAGCCUUAGCAUUUCGGUAUCUUUUCAUUACAAACAUUCCUUUUAGUUUCAGCAAAUUUGCAUCGCUAGCUUGCCUACGAAUUCAGUGUUUACUACUCGACAGACGAGUUACAUUAAAAGUAGCGAAUUCGAAGAGAAAUGCCAAAGCAAAAUGUGUAUCUGCCUACGAGGGGAGUACGCUUAAGUCCUUUCGAUAUCAGGAGGCGAGUAAAAUGUGUAAGGUUUUUCCUUUAACGUUUCUCGAGAAGAAAAUAUUUUCAAACAGCCUAUGAUUAUGUUAGAAGUUUCCUUUGACAUGGUAAUCACUUAUUUAUAAAAAGGAACAUGACUUCGAUGAUUUGCACAUUCGUGUUCUUUACAUUAGCUUACUGCUUCUUUUAGCGAAUCUUAACUGAAUGAUUACAAGAUCAUUUCAACAAAUAAGUUGGCUUUAUAUCAUACAGUGAAAA